AUGGCCGAGAACUUUCCGAAUAACAUCACCGACGAUGCGCGGGCGCGGGCUCCUAUCGCCAGUGAAACUAUCAUAGGAGUGAGUGUUUUGUUCAUCGCCCUGUCGACACUGUUCACGGGGACCCGUCUGUACACCAGAUUCACGGUGUACCAGCAGUUCUGGUGGGAUGACUGGUCCAUGCUCCUCGCCUGGAUGGGUACAAUCGUGUUAUGCACAUUAAUGCUGUUGAUGAUGCAUCAUGGCGGCGGAUUGCACCACGAAGACACGCCCCUCGCAGAAUACAAGCGAUACGUCGAGAUCUUCCAGGACCUCCAGAUGGUCGCCCGCACGAGCAUGUUCUUCGCCAAGCUCUCCAUCCUGCUACUAUACGUCCGACUCUUCUUCCCCAAGGGCGUGACUCGAAGUGCGCUCUGGUGGAUUAUCCAAGUCGUUGUAUGGCUCAACUUCCUCUACACCGUCGGCCUGAUCAUGGCCCUUGCGCUGCAGUGUGUGCCAUACCACAAGCCAUAUGGGAGCAGCUGCGUGAAUCAGUACAUGGUCUUGAUCUCGGCAUCGAUUAUCAACAUCAUUAGCGAUCUGCUAGUACUGGUUAUCCCCAUGGUGUCAGUAUGGCGGCUUAAUAUGAGCCGCAGGCGGAAGUGGGCUGUGUGGGCCCUGUUUGCCUUCGGAACACUCGCGCCCCUUUCCAGCAUCGCCCGUCUCGCCUACCAGGUACCCAUGGCCGACGGCAAAGACACGACCGUAAUCUACAUGAUCGUGGUCCUCCUCGCGCUGGCAGAGCAAGUCAUCGGCAUAGUGGCGGGCUGCGCACCGAUAGUGAGCACCUGGUUCGUCCGCCUCGUGCUGCACAAGGGGUCCCGCGACGCCGCCAAGGUCAGCCCCGGCGCCGCGGCCAACGCCCCGCGCACCAUCACGCAGCGGUUCUGGCCCGACAGGGAGGGCGGCCAGCCGGAGACGCCGCGGGAGAGGCGGCUGCGCAAGUGGAAGCGGUCCACGGCUACGGACCCGUAUCCCAUCACGAUGACGGUGCAGAGCACGGCGAGCGAGGAGGCGCUUGACCCGGGCUUCGCGGCGCUUGGGACUGCCGAGUCGGGGCGGGCGUCUGAGGGGGUGGAGUUGGGCGAUGUUGCUUCUGUUGGGGGGAAAGACAGGUAUUGA
Messenger RNA from Diaporthe citri, 1158 nucleotides. RefSeq lists its product as uncharacterized. The coding region runs from base 1 to 1158 and encodes 385 amino acids. The transcript has 4 exons. The record is from RefSeq and is a predicted model, not a curated record. Lineage: Eukaryota; Fungi; Ascomycota; Sordariomycetes; Diaporthales; Diaporthaceae.